This is a messenger RNA of Tribolium madens (black flour beetle), 1170 nucleotides long. RefSeq names its product 2-aminoethanethiol dioxygenase. The record is from RefSeq and is a predicted model, not a curated record. The transcript has a single exon. Gene Ontology annotation, molecular function: oxidoreductase activity, acting on single donors with incorporation of molecular oxygen, incorporation of two atoms of oxygen. Gene Ontology annotation, cellular component: mitochondrion. Lineage: Eukaryota; Metazoa; Arthropoda; Insecta; Coleoptera; Tenebrionidae. Bases 106 to 801 code for a protein of 231 amino acids.
CAGCUGACAUCUGUCAUUUUGAAUUUCCAAUCAAUCGAUAACCCCUCGUGUUUACUUCCAGUUUUCUCUGUUCAAAGCCGUCCAGCCUGUGCCCCCUUUCACCUGAUGCUGAUAAAAAUGUUAACGAGUCAAAUCGGCACUGUUUUAAAGCAAGCAGUCACCACAUUCACCAACAAAGAGAUGUUCUUCCAAAACAUGGAGAUCCUCAAAGCCCUUUUGGACAAAACCACGGCCGAAGACGUCAACCUGCACCCCCAAUUCAUGACGGAGGACUUGUGGCAACGCCCCAACAAAGCCCCGGUGACUUACAUCGACAUCUACGAGGACUACAACCUCACAAUCGGGAUUUUCAUCCUCAAACCCGGCAUGAAACUGCCCUUGCACAACCACCCCCACAUGCACGGGCUCAUUAAAGUCGUCGGGGGCAAACUCAAAGUCACCAGUUACUCGCUAAACACCGAGAAGACGCGCCAAGUGGACGGGAAAGCCCCCCAAGUGGCGAAAUUCCUCACAGCGGAGAGGUGCGCCGAGAAUUUUCUAGACAUUCACAGUGGCUGUUGUGUACUGGAGCCUGAAGUGCGGAAUUUGCACGAAAUUGAGAGUGUAGGGGGGCCUGCUGCGUUCAUUGACAUUCUGGCGCCCCCCUACGAGACUGUGAUACCGGGAAAUGGGGUGCGGAAAUGCUCCUAUUUUAGGGUCUUGCGCGAGGUGGCCCCCAGUGUGUUCAGGAUGCAGGAAAUCACCUCGCCGAGUUGGUACUGGACUGAUUCUUUCCCCUACACAGGGCCGGACUUGUCCUAGCGGGCCCCCUUUCUCAUGUCUUGUUGUUAUCUAGUCGGUCUAGCUUAGGACUUGCCAGUUAUUCCACGUUUGUGAUAACAGUUGAUUAAGUUUAAAAUUUGUCUAAAAAACGUUUUAUUUAACAGAAUUGCUUUUUAAUAAAUCCCAAGUCGAGGGCACUUGUAAAAUGUUUGUUUUCCAUUAAGUUAAAUAAACAAGGAAUGCAAUUAACUAAUAAUGCAAUUAAUCUAAAAAAAUAUUUGUCCUAAUUAAGUUUCUAGAUUAUUUAAUCAGAAUUUCUAUUAUGGUGUAAGUAAGUAGAAAUAUUGGCUUCAGUGUAGUCUAAAAUCUUGCGUUGGCAUUGCCGAAUGUACUGUUGUUGUUUAUGAU